ACCCAUCAGGCAUCAAUGGCGUCGUCUCUCUCCACCGCCGCCGCCGCUUCCACCACCCUCGCCGCCAAGGCCUCCGCCUCCCGCCUGCCCCGCUCUCCUUCCCUUCCUCCUCCUCGCGGCUGCCCUCCCGACGGUCCACGCGCUCUCUCCUUCCGCCUCUCCCCUAACAAGCCCAAGCUCCGGUUCUUGGCCCGGGGGUUGCAUCAUACCUCGAGGAGCUCAGCAGUGGUAAAGGCGCAAUCAAAAGAGGUUGCUGCUGAUGGAUCCUCAAAUGCUGCUACUACACCUCCAUCAAAACCUGCAGUACCAGCCUCAGAAACAAAGGAUGCUCAGCCACCUGUUGAUCCCUCUUCUGCAAGUGUGGCUACCAAAGAGUCAAUCUCAGAAUUUAUCUCUCAAGUUUCAAAUCUAGUCAAGCUUGUUGAUUCUAGAGAUAUCGUGGAGCUGCAGCUAAAGCAGCUUGACUGCGAGCUAAUUAUUCGCAAGAAAGAGGCCUUGCCUCAACCGCCAGCUCCUGCUCCGUCUAUGAUGAUCCAUGCGCCCUCUCCCGUUAUAGGCCCACCUGCCCCAGUUGCACCUGCUCCAGUUGCACCCACCGCUCCCAGGCCACCACCUCCAUCGGCUAGCAAGCCGGCUGAAUCAUCGCUUCCACCUCUUAAAUGUCCCAUGGCAGGAACAUUCUAUCGAAGUCCAGGACCGGGCGAACCCCCAUUUGUAAAGAAAGGAGACAAAGUACAGAAAGGACAGGUUGUAUGCAUUAUUGAGGCCAUGAAGUUGAUGAAUGAAAUUGAAGCCGAUCAAUCGGGAACUAUAGUCGAUGUUCUUGCAGAAGAUUGCAAACCAGUCAGCGUUGACACGCCGCUUUUUGUCAUCCAACCGUAAACCUUUGAUCUUGAGGAGGCGAAAGCACGACUCAGUAGGACGUUGAAGAAGAGUAAUUUUCUCGGUACUAUGGUGACAUGCGGCAUUGAUUGAUUUGAGUUGGUAUAUUUUGAAAGUUGAGUUGAUAGGUAGAGAAGUAAAGAUGGUUUGCUCGUAAUUCCUUUCAAUGCUGCGUUGCUGGGAUGAUAUACCCGAAUAAACUUUUGGCUUUUUUGCAUCAAUUCUAUUAUGUACAAGCAGAGCAAUGUUAUGUGGACAAUAAUGGUUGGUUCCAUAAUCUGUCAACUUAGUGAAUAAAGUAACCUAUGUGCUUGGAUUA
Syzygium oleosum is the source of this 1201-nucleotide messenger RNA. Its product is annotated as biotin carboxyl carrier protein of acetyl-CoA carboxylase, chloroplastic. Bases 16 to 882 code for a protein of 288 amino acids. The record is from RefSeq and is a predicted model, not a curated record. Gene Ontology annotation, cellular component: acetyl-CoA carboxylase complex. Gene Ontology annotation, biological process: fatty acid biosynthetic process. The transcript has 7 exons. NCBI's taxonomy places the organism in Eukaryota, Viridiplantae, Streptophyta, Magnoliopsida, Myrtales, Myrtaceae. Gene Ontology annotation, molecular function: acetyl-CoA carboxylase activity.